Messenger RNA from Kwoniella mangroviensis CBS 8507, 2415 nucleotides. RefSeq lists its product as uncharacterized. Lineage: Eukaryota; Fungi; Basidiomycota; Tremellomycetes; Tremellales; Cryptococcaceae. The record is from RefSeq and is a predicted model, not a curated record. The transcript is spliced from 2 exons. Gene Ontology annotation, biological process: protein phosphorylation. The coding region runs from base 1 to 2415 and encodes 804 amino acids. Gene Ontology annotation, molecular function: protein serine/threonine kinase activity; ATP binding.
AUGUCGACUGUCACCUUCAGCUCAAUUUCGGAACCCCAACCUCCCAAAAUUCACCUCACGACUGAUGAGUUACAACAACAUACACAAGUGAAAGAUCAAGGGCACGAUACCAGCAUGACUGAAAAUGACAAUAUCGAAGAUCCUUAUAUACAACAUGCCCCUCCAGAUUGGCCAUUAUGCGACUCAUGGAUCACAAACACCCGAGGUGGUAUCAUGAUAUACAACGAUACCUUCUACGAAGUUCGAAGAGUCCCCAACACUCUUUCCGAUCAAUUGAUGAGCGAAGACGAUUUUGGCAUCUUACCUUCGACCACUGCUCCUGGAUUGCUCAUUAUCGGUGACAAGGUUGAAGAGCUGACCCUUGUCCAAGUAAGAGCUAAGAAGAGGGAAGUUGGCAAGAAGGGAGAAGUAGUCGAGAAUGCGGAUGGGAGUUUAGUUCAUCCACAAGGUCUAGAAGAUACUCGACUUGCCAUCGAAACAGAGGAAUUCAAAUCACUUCCUAUUGUCAAAGUUGAUCCUUCCAUCCAUCACGUAAAACUUCCAAGGUCUCUCAGAGAAGUAAAAAACUUGAUCACAGUCCGAGGUGUGCCACACUUGAUACAGUUAGUAGGAAGGGCUGAAGAAGGUAGAGUUGUCACUUUGAGAUAUGGUCAAGAUCUCACCAGCUGGAACAUGGGACCCUUCGUCGACGGUGCAAAGGUCCAACUUCCUCAAGAAUGGAAAUACCAAUGGGUCGUCGAUAUCGUCUUGCCUUUACAGAACUUACACAAGCUCGGAAUCCUCCAUGGCGACCUGACUACCAAUAACGUCUUAUACGAUCAUGAUCACGCUAUCUUGUGCGAUUUAGAAUCAGGUCCUCAUACCGAUCUUCUCAUUCCCCCCGAGCUUGCCCAAGGUCUCAUCAAGGAUUUCAACGCUAAGAUGGAUAUCUAUGGUUUAGGAACUUUGUUAUGGUCAAUUGAGAAUAGAAACAUGCCUAGACCUCAUAGGAAACUUGAAUGUACGGGUGUAUUUGCGGAUUUGAUGUCAAGAUGUAUGGCGGAUGAUCCAGAUGAUAGACCUACUUUGGAUCAGAUAAUCGAGGAACUUCGACGACUUCCGCAGACUAGGUCUCUCUUCCCGAAUGAAAAUUCUAUCACCAAUCUUACCACAUGUGGCACCGACACCUCCACCAUUGACGGUACCCCGUCUGGUCCAGCUCUCAUUCCGGAUCCCAGCUCAUGGUGGUACACUCAUACUGGCGCGGUAGUGAAUCUCAAAGGCACAUUCUACGAAAUUCGUCGAGUGCCCGACACUCUUUCCGAUCGAAUCCUUAACCAUGGAGGACCGUUGCCCGUGUCAGACUCUCCUGGGGUGACGAUCAACGGGAACUCAGUCGAACAUCUGACCUCGCAGGAAGUACACGAACGACGAAAGACCUAUAAUAUCGAUGAAAACUGUCAUCCCCUUCCAGAUGAAGAUGGUACUUUUGACCCCAGGAAAGAUGUUGAAUCUUCUCAAUUGGCCAUCCAAUCCGAUAUCUUUAAAUCUCUUCCUAUCAUCGAAGUCGAUCCGAACAUUCACCACGUUAAAAAACCAAGAUCGAUCAACGAAUUGAAGAACCUUAUCUCAAUUCAAGGUGAUUCAUACGUGGUCCAAUUACUCGGUCGAACUACCGAUGGCAAGAUAGUUACCUCGAAAUACGGUGAUCAAACAUUAUUGGAUUGGAUCAACGAUAUUGGGAAGAAGGUACCUCAAGAAUGGAAAUACCAAUGGGUAGUCGACAUCGCUUUAGGUUUAUCAAAUCUUCAUCAAAAGAACAUCGUCCACAAUGAUUUGGCUGAUCAAAAUAUCUUGCUUAAGGAUGAUCACGCUAUCAUAUGCGAUUUGGAAUCUGAACCUACAACUUUGGAUAUACUACCACCCGAAUAUGCUCAAGAUUUUUGUACUAUCAAAGAGAAAAGUGCGGAUAUCUACGCAUUGGGUGUUUUGUUGUGGUUAAUUGAGAACAAGAAUUCCGCUAGACCUCAUAGAACUCUCGAAUGUACUGGUAUUCUCAAAGAGAUCAUGUCAAGAUGUCUUGCUGUUAACCGUAAGGAAAGACCGACUAUCGAUCAAGUCGUUUACGAGCUCUGGAGACUCCCUCAAACUAGUUCAUUAUUCCCUGAAGGAUACGAACCUCGAGAAGCUAUCCCGCCCAAACUCAAUCUAGCAGAUGUCGACCAUGGUUUUAAGGUCAAAACAGAUGGCGGAGACGAAGAAAAGACUGUAUACCAAAUUGACGGACCUCAGCGAUUGCCUUGGCGGAACUGGUUGUAUAACGACAAAGGCGCUCUCAUCUCUUACAACGGAAUAUUCUACGAAAUCAUCAGGAUCCCAGACACAUUUUCCGAUCGAGUCAUCAACCAAAGAGCAGAUUUACCUUUCGUUCCUUGA